Molecule: messenger RNA, 3204 nt
Organism: Penicillium vulpinum
Lineage: Eukaryota; Fungi; Ascomycota; Eurotiomycetes; Eurotiales; Aspergillaceae
Product: Higher eukaryotic phosphomevalonate kinase
Exons: 3
Coding region: 1-3204 (1067 amino acids)
Biological process (GO): cholesterol biosynthetic process
Cellular component (GO): cytoplasm
Molecular function (GO): phosphomevalonate kinase activity; FAD binding
Source: RefSeq, a predicted model, not a curated record
AUGCAAGAACCAGGAUGGAUCAUGUAUCAAGAGUUUAUUAUCCCUCAACUUUCUCAAUUGUUAGCUCCUCUCUUCAGCUCGCGUGUCCAUAUCUCAGUGCUAGAAAUCGGACCUGGCCCGGAGAGCGUACUAGGACAUCUGCCCGGCCACCUGAGGCGGAAGAUCAGGAGAUAUGCCGCAUUUCAACCCAGUGAUCUACUUGCUACAAGGUUGGAAAAAUGGCUUUGCUCGACACCAGAGACGGAGUCCCCGUUGUCCUGGCUGGAAAGCCCGCCUGAUAUCCAUCACGUGUCAUUCGACCUAGAUAGCAACACAAAGACCGAUAGUACUAGUACGCGUGAUGGAGAUAAAAAGUUUGACGUCAUCCUAUUCUGUUCCAGCAUGUACAGCAUGGAUUUCAACGCCAGGUCGAUCAAGCGGGCGCUGGGAAUGCUUGUUGAGCGGCCCGAAGGCGGCAUGGUGGUGGCUUUUUAUCGUGAUGGGACAUUAGCACUCAACGGAUUAGUGUGCCAUCAAACGGCUUCUUUCCUUACCGGGGCCGUCUAUGUGGCAGAUGACAACAAGGCACUGAACUCUUUUUGCCCUUUCAUCGCAGGGUACGUUAUGCAGGAUGUGGAGGAGGACAAAGCUAUGCGAGCCAAAUGGCGUAAGGUGUGCCGGGAGUUGGGCUGUUGCGAGAACGCCCACCCAGGCCAUCUCUUAUUCAGCUCUCCCCACACCAUGGCGGCCUUCCCUCAACAUGCGACCACGUUGCCAGAGCUAACGGCGCAGGUACCAUUGCUGGAAGGGGGCAGAACAGUCAAGAACUGGGUGGCUCGCCUUCACCAUCCUGCCUCUGUUGUUAGACCAACAGAGGUCAGACACAUUCGACAGUGUGUUCAAUGGGCUCUAAAGCACGGGUUCAGCCUGACCGUCGUAGGCGGUUACUGCCUGCGUUCCAACGUCGUUUCGGUCGACAUGAGCGCCUUUGACAAAGUACACAUUAUCAAAGCCGGAAGUGAUGGACAAGAAUCUGGUUUCGACUCCGUUCCCUUAAUCGUCGCGGAGGGCGGAUGCAAGACUGGGGAUAUUACCCGCAAGACCAUGGCCGCGGGCCUGACAGUACCCUUGGGGAUCCGCCCAAGCGUAGGCGCGGGGCUAUGGCUACAAGGCGGCAUUGGGCAACUGGGUAGAAUAUACGGGCUUGCGUGCGACGCCAUCGUCGGUGCCGUGAUAGUCAGCGUCGACUCUAGCCAGACCAUUUACAUCGGCCAUGUACCGCGCCAACACCGGCCGGCCGGUGCCGAGCGCCCGGAAAACGGAAACGAUCUGUUAUGGGCGAUAAAAGGUGCUGGGACCAACUUGGGCAUUGUAGUCAGCGUUACAUUCAAGGCUUACGCGGCUGUGACCUUUUGGACUCGAGACUGGGUUUACCCGCUGAAUGACAGUCUUGACGCGCAGCGCACGCUUAGCGAUUUUGAUAACUUGCUCGCUAGGAAACUCCCCCAGAGCUGUUCUGCAGACGCGUGGGUGUACUGGGAUGUCGGCAAGCUGCACCUUGGCGUGACUGCCAUGGACGGCGUUAAGUUGCUCGAGACUGAAAUGUACAUGUUCAGAAUGCACAGCAAGCAUGCUAAUUGCAAGACCUCCUCGUUCAAGCGAUGCUUAUUCUUAAAAGGCAUUGGAGCAUUGAAGGUCGCCAAGAUCUUGGUGGCAGCCGUUGAGACUCGUCCCACGCCAUUCUCCUAUCUCCAUCUAAUACAAGGUGGCGGGGCUGUCGGUGACGUGGCAGCCAAUGCGACUGCUUUUGGUUGUCAAGACUGGGACUUUGCCUAUGUGAUAACUGGCGUAUGGCCCCGCGAGCAAGACGGAACCAUACUCGCUCGAUCUGCCGUGGAAUGGGUGUACAAUAUCGCUAGCAAAGUGUUGCCCGUGAGUAACGGGGUUUACGGCGCAGACCUAGGGCCGGACCCUAGAGACGCCGCACUAGCGGCCAAGGCUUUUGGACUGAACCGGCCACGCCUAGCUCGCAUCAAGCAUGGCUCGGACCCGCGCAAUGUGCUAGCUUAUGCCUGCCCGCUCCCAAAAGUGAAGAUGGAACAGAAGCUCAUCGUUCUUGUCACGGGCGCAAGCGGCGCGGGAAAGGACUACUGUGCCGACAUCUGGGUCUCCGUCUUCCUCAAAUGCACCCAUAAAGCCAUCAGAGCACGCGUAGUCAGCAUUAGCGAUACGACUAAGCAAGAAUACGCGGCCGUUACUGGUGCUGACCUGGACCGUCUACUUCGGGACCGUGCGUACAAAGAGAAACACCAACCAGCAUUGACGGCGUUCUUCCAGAAUCAGGUGCAGCAUCGACCUUGCCUGCCAGAGGAGCAUUUUCUAAACGCGGUUAAUAGCGCCAGAGACGUGGAUGUAUUGCUAAUCACUGGGAUGAGAGAUGAAGCGCCAGUCGCAGCCUUCUCGCAUUUGGUGCCAGACAGCAGACUGCUUGAGAUUUGCGUUCAAGCUAGUAAAGAGAUGCGACGAGCUCGCCGAGGGUGUCACGAAGGUGAUGAUAAUACUGAUGACAGCGGGAAGGACAACAGCAAUAGGCCAAAACCGAAGCCCUUAGACUACCGGCCCAGUCUCAUCUUCAACAAUGACCUGCUUCCCUUCUUUCAUGAGGAUCUUAAGCGACUGGCCGACUUGGUGCUUCCGGAACCCAACUUUCCACGCCCGGACGUCGAGUUCCGGCAUGUGCUCAACAUCUCCCGGCAGCCAGGUGGUCUGUCCUUGUGCACUUCUCUGCUGCAGACUCACUUCACGGAUGACUGGGCCAAAGUCGAUGUCAUAGCAUUUUGUGAGGCUGGCGGCUUCAUCUAUGCGUCGGCAUUGGCCUCGCGGGUCAAUGUACCUUUAGCGCUGAUUCGCGAGGCCGGCAAACUGCCCCCACCCACUGUUUCCGUCCUCAAGUCUACAUCUCACAUAUCGUGGACAUCCAAUUCAAAUGACAAGAUGAUUGAGAUAGAACGGGAUUUGAUCCCUAGAGGCGCGCGGGUAUUGGUUGUUGACGAUGUGCUUUCCACGGGGAAGACACUUUGUGCGGUGCUGCAGCUUUUGAAUGAAGUUGAGAUUGCUGAUGUCAGCAUAAUGCUUGAAGGUUGGCGAGUUCCCAGUUCAUCGUGGUCGGGAACUGUUGCGCCAGCGUGGGUUUGGCGUCAAUAUUCAAAGCCUUUUGGUAUUUAA